Molecule: messenger RNA, 1830 nt
Organism: Zychaea mexicana
Lineage: Eukaryota; Fungi; Mucoromycota; Mucoromycetes; Mucorales; Lichtheimiaceae
Product: PSP1 C-terminal conserved region-domain-containing protein
Exons: 6
Coding region: 1-1830 (609 amino acids)
Cellular component (GO): cytoplasm
Source: RefSeq, a predicted model, not a curated record
AUGGCAAAGCAACACAACCAAAGUACUACUGCGCAGGCAGCCAAGUCGCGGAAAAAGGAAUCUCGAGCAGACGAGAACAACAGCAACAAUACAUGGCCAGAUAACAGCACAAAUGACUCUGGAUUCCAAUGGGAAGGACCAUCGAUAUUCGACGACAACAAAAACAACAACAGCAACAACAACAACAACAACGGUGAUCAUGCGCCGGCGCAUGAAGUGAUACCACCUGAUAUGAUUGAUGGAAAUAGCAGACACAACAUGAAUAACGACAUUCAUGGAAAGGACGACGGUACCAACAGCAACGACGUGUUGGCUGUCCCCAUGUUACCGGGCGUCUCCAUGGAACCCAUUUAUCGUCAGCACCGCAGUCUGUCCUUCUCAAUGGGACAGGAUCCUACAUUUUUCGGCUACAAUGAUUACAGCGAUGACGAUGAUAAUAUACCGAGUGACACCACAAAAGCAUCCACACGGAUGAUGCCCAACAGCCACACGUACAAAAACUCGCUUGAAACAAUGACAGAGGAGGAGGAUGACGAGGUAGAUGAUGCGCAAAAUGACAACGAGGAUGACGAAAUGGAGUUUAAUCCUUGCCGGACGCGGUCAAAGUCGUCGGGAGCGGCCCUGAGCAUGUUGUCGUCCUCCCAGCAGGGAUAUCUAGUGAAUCGUUCUAUGCGCCGUGGAUCGGCCGGAAAACAACAGGAUGAGGGACAGGUUCCAUCCGAUCAGCAGCGGCUUUGCAACGUUGCUGCAUCUUCAUCGUCAGGCUCACAGGGUCACAUGAACAGUGCAACCACAGACCCUGUGUUACGACUAGCAGAGCAGAUUGAAGCUAUGCAACUUCAACAACAGCAAUCCGGGUACAACACUAUGCCCACCUCGUAUCCCAUGCCUAUUCCUCCUCAUCCAGAAAUGUAUUCCCAUCCUCAUCCUCCUGCGCCUCAUCAUCACCACCUUCAUCACCCAACAGCAGCGGCAGCAGCAGCAGCAGCAGGAACCCCUUAUUAUCCUGAUCAACACCACCACCAUCAUCAUCAUCAUCAUCCUCAUCACCCCCAACCACAGCACAAUGACACGUCUACCGCCACAACAACGACGGUCGAUUCUCGCGUGUACCAAGAAGGAAAAGGUGUAGCGUUACACCAGCUACCCACAAAAACCCUGUUGUACAUGAUCGAGUUUAAGGCAGGUCGCACGGACUUUUUUUACGUCAUGCCGAACACUCUGCAACCACCACCCCGUCUCGGCGAUCUAGUCAUUGUUGAAGCUGACCGUGGUAAAGAUCUUGGCAAAGUUGCUUUGGAGAAUCUAACCCAUGAAGAAAUUUUGAAUUUGAAAAAACAACAACAACAACAACAACAACAUGAUUCCCCUUCUACUACCACCACCACCACGACAGAAGAUAAUAAUGAACAUAGUAGCCACCCAUCCUCAUCGCCCCGAUCUUCAGCUGAGGCAGCAGCAACAGCAGCAGCAGCAGCAGCAGCAGCAGCAUCAUCAUCACCCGUAGCAUCUGCAACAACAGAUAUCAAACCGUCCGAUAUUCAAAUCAAACGUAUCUAUCGACAAGCAUUGCCGGAUGAGAUUUCUGUCUUGAUGCUGAAAAGCCAAGACGAGCAGCGUGCGCUCUCAAUGUGUCAACAAAAGACAAAGCAGCGCAACUUACCAAUGGAAGUGGUGGAUGCAGAAUACCAGUGGGAUCGACGCAAGUUGACGUUUUAUUUCAUUGCGGAACGACGCAUUGAUUUUCGAGAAUUAGUCCGCGAGUUGUUCAAGAUUUACAAAACCCGGAUUUGGAUGUGUGCUGUGAAUCCUGGUAGCAAUGUAAACUGA